GUUUAGUGCAUAAUUAAUACAAAGGCUCAUCCUCCCCUAUAUAAGCUUGACAACAGAUUUUCGGAAGCACACACGAUCAAGGAAAACACUGAGCACACAAAAAUAUUCACUCCACGGUCCUCUUAAACGAAAAACUUUGUCAAACUUCUGAUACAAUUUUCCCAGUUCUACCCUUUGUUUCAGUUCACCGGAGGAACCUAUUGAGUGCUCAAUGCGGUUGUUCGUCAGUCAUCGUAUCCUGGGAAACUGACACUACAAUGCUCGUAGCACCAUGGGAGGCAGUGAAUUAGUUUUAAGAACAUUGUGUGUUGCACAGCUUUGACUCUACAUGUGCCAGUUCUUUGUCGAGUUCUUUCGGCUAUUUUUAAAUUUCUGAUUUUUCGGAAAAACAAAAACAUUAUUUUCCCCUACAAUCUUAAAACUAAAUCAGAAACGAAGAUUGUUUCACUGCGGUGUACAAUCUUAGAACUAAUUUAUUGUGUUUUUUCAAAAAGGGAAAGAAAGAAAAAUGGCAUCUCUUGAUAAUUAAAAUGUUCUUGUUGGACAAAAUGAAAACCACCCUGAAAGUGGAGUUCCAGUGAAUAUGAUUCCCUGUUAGGCCCAAUUGACUUUAUUAAAUAAUUAAUCCCGAUUAAUGAGUUUGGUCUAUCAAUCCCAUGUGAUGGGCUUUGCUUAUAAUUCAUAAUUGAGCUUUGGUCACAGUUCAUAGGUGACUAAAGUUUCUACCAUACUUGCACAUGGUUGGGCAGGUAUGGAUGAUCAAAUGUGAGUCUUGGCUGCUUCAUGCUUGACCAAGUCAAUUCAAGAUGAUGCUCAAACUGAUGUAUCUAUGGGCUAAAAUGAAGAAAAUGUUUUAGUAAAGGGAUCUCAACACAUUUUUCAAAAGGUAAAUUUUAUGUACAUUUAGUGUAUACUUUAUCCAUAUGCAUUAAUUACAAUAUUGUAAUUGAAUCAUUUCAGAUAUUAAAAAAAACUCAUUUUCUUUUUGAGAAAUUUUGUAUGGCUAUCUUUUUUCUCCUCAACUACACAUGAAAAUAUUUCCACUUUAUCUGCAGUUUCAUAAACUCCAUUUGAAAUCAAACCGAAAGAAUUUUAUAGGAAAAAAGAGUGAAAAUAAUUAAUGAAAUAAUGAUUUGGAUCAACUUUUGGAUGGAUAGAGCAGGAAUCACUUUUUCAAAAUUCAAAAGGGAAUACUUUUUGUAUGUGGAAAUGUAGCAUUUUUUCAAAAGUGUUCACCUUUCUCCUGCCAUUCGAUCGUCUCUGUCGCUAGCUUAGUAGUCAAUGUAUCAAUGGGUUGUUCACAGCCUACAUCGCAAUAUCAACAAGCCAGGGGCGUAUAUAUGGGGCCAUACAUGUCCAAAUAAGUAGUAGACGGCCGGACGGGAAAUGAAGAAAUGUGGGGCGUCAAGAUCAACUACUCUUUUGCUUACCGCCGUUGCUGUCACGGCGGCGUUCGCGGCGGCUGAGCUCUCUUCCCCUGACGCCGGUGUGAUGCUAGAGCUGAGGAAGAGUCUAAAUAUCACCGAUGAUUCCUUUUGGAAUGUGGAAUACGACCCGUGCGGAUGGGCAGGCGUGACUUGCGGAUUGAAUGAUCGCCGGGUUGCGCAUCUCAUCAUCAGGAAUCUUAGCCUCAUCGGAACUCUGCCGGAGAGUCUCGGAAAGCUCACCAAAUUGAUCACAUUCGACGCCGGAUAUAACAUCAUCUACGGCCCACUUCCGGACUUUAACGGGUCGGUCGAGCUCAGUACCCUCAUCGUUGACUUUAACCAGUUGACUUCAAUCCCAGAAAGUCUUUUCCACUCGAAGCCUGACCUGAGUUACGUUUCUCUAAGCUACAACACUUAUCUUCUCCCGUGGAAGAUCCCUGAAAGUCUGAAAAAUGCCACAAACCUCAGGCAUUUCUCCGCCUACUACUGCAACAUUUAUGGCCCCAUCCCGGAGUUCUUCACCGGCGAGUAUUUCCCGGGCUUGGCACACCUUCAUUUGGGGUACAACAAUUUGUCCGGGCAGGUCCCGAUGGACCUGCCCAGAUCUUUGGAGACCCUAUGGCUGGACCACCAGGGUGACACCCACUCAUUGUCCGGCGACGUUUCUUUCGUACAGAACUUGACCCGGCUCACCAGCCUCUGGGUGAAGGAGAACAAGAUUUCCGGCGAAAUACCCGACUUAUCCGGCCACCAAUUCCUGGAAGAAUUCGUGAUUAGCUGUAACAAUCUCAGCGGUUCACUGCCGGAGUCACUGUCGAACAUUUCUUCACUGCUAGUAGUGGAUUUGUCGAACAAUACACUUACGGGCCCUAUCCCUGGAAACAACACAGGAGGUUUUCCGAACCUUAAUAAAUUGGAUGUUUCUAACAAUGAUCUUAGCGGCCAGGUCCCUCAAUUUGGUCCUAAUUUGAUGACAUUGACACUAUGUGGGAAUAAACAUUUAUUGGAUGAAAGAGGGAAGCCAUGUUUAAUUUAGAGCAUCAAUCUUAGGAUGACAAUGAUUGAUAAUGUUGGUGUUUUGAAGUCUUCGUUAUAAUAAGUUUGUUCAUGUUUUUUUCAGAGAAAAUUGGUUGGAAUAUGAUUAUAUGAUCGAUCUAAACGGUUUGUAUUCUUAAAUCAAUGGCAUUUUUCAUAUAAUGUAUGCCUUUUGAUGCUAUUUUUCUUUCUCUUAUUUAAUUACUACGUAUUACUUAUGUCUAACAUGUUUAAAUUUAUGAAUCAUCUUCAUUUCUCCAAUGUAAUCAUAUAAUAAGAAUGUAUAAAUGUUUUAUUCGCAUAUAGAUAAACUUUCCUUUCUUAUCACAUUUAUCGGUCCAUA
This is a messenger RNA of Cuscuta epithymum, 2805 nucleotides long. The record is from the annotation of a GenBank genome assembly. NCBI's taxonomy places the organism in Eukaryota, Viridiplantae, Streptophyta, Magnoliopsida, Solanales, Convolvulaceae.